This is a messenger RNA of Wallemia mellicola CBS 633.66, 1305 nucleotides long. Its product is annotated as MFS general substrate transporter. The transcript has 7 exons. Bases 1 to 1305 code for a protein of 434 amino acids. The record is from RefSeq and is a predicted model, not a curated record. Gene Ontology annotation, biological process: transmembrane transport. Gene Ontology annotation, cellular component: membrane. Gene Ontology annotation, molecular function: transmembrane transporter activity. NCBI's taxonomy places the organism in Eukaryota, Fungi, Basidiomycota, Wallemiomycetes, Wallemiales, Wallemiaceae.
AUGACUACGAAAUAUUUUCAAGGUUCACUAAAUGCUGCUAAUGGUAAUCCAAUUAGAAUAUCAUAUCCAGAUACAGACACAAACAGCGACACAACAAUAGAAAAGCAUGCUCAACAGGAGCAAAUAAUAGAACAAUCUUCAACGAGACGGAUCUUUCAACUUAUUUUUAUUACUUUAUCGUUCAUUGGAAUCGGUUUGAACGAUUCAGCUACUGGAUCUAAUCUCAAUAACAUACAAGAAAAAUAUGGGUUGAGUUUCAAGGAUGCCUCAUUCUUUUUUCUGUCAAAUGCAGGUGGAUAUGCUAUUAGUAGUGUAUGCACAGUACAUAUCAUGUACUAUUUUGGAGUACCUUUAACAACAUUUGUUUCAGCAAUGAUUUAUUCUGGUGGGGCGUUACUAACUGCUUUCGCACCACCUUUUCCCGCUAUGGUGGUUUCUUUGUUUUUGCAAGGUGUAGGAAGCGGAAUACUGGAUGCCUCAGCUACAUCUGUCCUUGCCCUCAUUGCAUCCUCUAGCGUUUUAUCACGAGUUUAUGCCUCCUUCUCAUUUGGAUCUAUGAUUUCACCUUUCAUAAUUGGUGCUUUCUCCCAGUAUAACUUGACUUGGCAUUAUUUCUAUUUCUUCCCAAUGUCAUUAGGAGUUAUCCUUUGCUCAACUUCCCUGUUUAUAUUUAAAGGGUUUUUAUUACCAAAGAAGAAAAAGGAAUUUGACGUAGGUGUUAACGAUGGCUUAAAGUCAGUCCUUUCCAAAAAGGUUGCCUGGUUAUCGCUUAUUUUAGUUUUAAUGACAAAUUCACAUCAAUGCAUAAACUCUCAAUGGAUGCCUUCUUUCUUAUUGUAUAAAGGCUACAAAGAUGAAACUUCAACAUACGUGGUCGCUGGAUUUUGGGGUGGCGUGACAAUUGGCAGAUUAGCUGGACCGACUGUCUUUAAGAAAGUAUUAGAGAAGUUCAGAAAUUUAGCAUUAGUUGUCGUAGCAACGGCACUCUUAGGUGUAAUAUGGGGUGUCGAGAAUAUAGCUGUCAGAGCAGUUUGCCUGAGUUUGACAGGUCUAUGUUGGGGCCCACUUAUACCAGCGUCGAUUGAUAUUGGAGUUACCAGACUGCCACAGCAUGAGACGCCAAUAAUAGCUCCCCUUAUUAUAGGUUCUGGCUUGAUUGGUGCAUCAUUCGCACCAUUCUUGUUUUCAUUUGCAGCUGAAACUUUCACGGCGAAAAUACUACCGGGUGUUUUGGUAGUGAUAGCAGGAUUAGAAUUUAUUUUAUUUGUUUUUGUACCGUCUAAAUCACAAUCUGAUGAAUUUUAA